Dacryopinax primogenitus is the source of this 683-nucleotide messenger RNA. RefSeq lists its product as uncharacterized. NCBI's taxonomy places the organism in Eukaryota, Fungi, Basidiomycota, Dacrymycetes, Dacrymycetales, Dacrymycetaceae. Bases 18 to 560 code for a protein of 180 amino acids. The record is from RefSeq and is a predicted model, not a curated record. Gene Ontology annotation, cellular component: vacuolar transporter chaperone complex; fungal-type vacuole membrane. The transcript is spliced from 4 exons.
GUAAAGAGCAACGUAGGAUGGACGCGACGGAGACCACCCCGCUCAUCAGCAACGGCCACGCAGAGUCUGGUCGACAGAGGCAGUCGUCUGGCGUACUCCAGCUCGCAAGGGCAACGCUGCAAGAUGUCUCUGAGCGCACCAUUCGCCUCGCACGGUCCAUGCACGAACUCGCCAGCUACAGGCCACUACAUGUCCACAGCACUGGCAAGGGACCUAAGCUGAAAAUCGAGCCCAAAGUGUGGUUCGCCAACGAGCGCACCUGGAUAUCCUACCUCAACAACUCCAUCCUCCUCGGCACGCUCUCCAUCGCACUGUACAACGCCGCGGACAAAACCGACACAGUAGCGCGCGGGUUUGCAUACGUGUAUGCAGCCAUUAGCCUGCUGAUACUCGUCUAUGGGUUUGGGCUGUAUCAGUGGAGGAUCACCUUGAUUAAGAGGAAGGAUGCUGGGCAUUUUAUUUCCCUCAUUGGACCACUGACGAUCUCCGUCACCCUCUUCUCUGCCGUCCUUGUCAACUUUAUCGUUCGUGUACAUCAAAUCCGCAAAGAUCGGCCGUGAUAUCAACUCAAUCAUGGACAGUUGUAGUACAAAAACGUUGUAUAGAUAUGUUAUCUAUCAGAGGUGAGAUCCAGUGGUGCCUCAUGUUCCGAAUGCACUCCAGUGAAUAAAAUGUUGAACUGC